This is a messenger RNA of Gymnodraco acuticeps, 1748 nucleotides long. Its product is annotated as vascular cell adhesion protein 1-like. NCBI's taxonomy places the organism in Eukaryota, Metazoa, Chordata, Actinopteri, Perciformes, Bathydraconidae. Gene Ontology annotation, molecular function: transmembrane signaling receptor activity. The transcript is spliced from 10 exons. Gene Ontology annotation, biological process: cell surface receptor signaling pathway. The record is from RefSeq and is a predicted model, not a curated record. Bases 7 to 948 code for a protein of 313 amino acids.
GACGCCAUGGAGGCCACAGCGCUCUGCAUCACACUGUGGGUGACGGUGUUUCUGCAGCUCUGUGAACAGAAAGUUGAUACAGAUGUUUGGAUCGAACCAUCCAGACUUCAGGUCUUUGAAUACGAGCCUGUCUCUUUAAGAUGUGUGGGCUUCGAUGGUUUGACCGAUGUGAACAUUUUACGGUGGAACAAAGCAGGAAAGGAAACUUGUGACGGCUCAAUAUGGGGUUCAUUGAAUGAGACUACUUGCAACAUUAAAUCUCCUUAUAAAGAGGACAGUGGAGAUUACUGGUGUGAGGCUGGAGGGAAGAAAAGUGACUAUGUGAACGUCAUUAUCACCGCUGGCUCUGUGAUCCUGGAGAGUCCUGUGCUUCCUGUGAUGGAGGGAGAAUCUGUGACUCUGAGCUGCAGGAACAAGACGACUACUUCCUCCUUCCUGUCAGCUGACUUCUAUAAAGAUGGCCGUCUCAUCAGGAGCAGCUCUACAGGAAUCAUCACCAUCCACAGGGUUUCUAAAUCUGAUGAAGGACUCUACAAGUGCAGCAUCUCUGAAGGUGGAGAAUCACCAGAGAGCCGGCUGGCUGUCAGAGCUAAAGACUCUUCCUCCACUCUCUCCCCGUGGAUCUUUGUCUCUGUUUCAUCGAUGCUUCUGCUGCUGGCCGUGGGAAUACAUCGAUUUUGCAAAAGUUAUCGGCACAGAGUGUUUCUCUGCCUGUCCACAAAAACACCUGGACCGGCUGACCAUCACACAGUAGAGGCCAGAGCAGUGGAUUCAGGCCAAAUGACGAGUGCUGUGGUAUCAAAAAACAGGAAGAAGAAAGGUGUGGAUCAAUCAUUUCCAACAGCCGUUUACUACACCUUGGGCCCGGGAGAAACUCAACAACAGGAGCCAUCCGUAGCAGAGGACGCCUUUUAUUCUACAAUCUCGCCGCUGAAGAUGGAGCUUUGAGAAACUGUUUCACACGUUGUACCUAAAUGAAAAGCUGAAUUUAAGAAUGCACUGAUAUUUGUUUAUAAAUUUUAAUAAAUAAAUAGUUCAUUUUAUUUUUGAAGAACACAUGUAGUGGUUAGUUGUCAAAGAGAAAUGCUCAUUUACGUUUUAAGAUAUGAAAGUUUGUUGUGGUUUCACAGUUAAACCGACUUGUUCCAUCUCAGACACACGGCUGAUUCUAAAUACUCUCGCUGUGGUUUACUGCAGAGUUCCUGCAUCGCGCUGAGUCUGUGGUUAAACGUGUGUUAUAUUUACUGUCCUGUGAAAGUGUGAAGGUGAAUGUGAGGACACAUGAACUAUACAACACGUCACUGUGUGUUUCUGUGUCACUGUUUUCAGAUUAAUUGUAAUUGCAAAUAUUGCUUUAAUGCGUCACAUAAUUGAACGAGGUUUUACCGCUCUGCCAUAGAGAGCAUAUUCACUAUUAAACCGUUUCUCUCCCAAAGCCAUACACACUCUGAGCUUAACACACACACACACACACACACACACACACACACACACACACACACACAUACACACACACACACACACACACACACACACACACACACACACAGAGACUCUGCAACCCACAUCAUGAACUCAAAACCUAAUCUACAUUUAUACAGCCACAUAUUAUUUUAUCUUAUCAUAUUAUUGAACUGCCUCAAUCGUUCACUAAAGCUCUUAAACGGUAUUUUCCUCUUCUUCUUGUUUUUGUCUUUUGUUGCUUGUCUUUUUCUCAAAUAUUUUGUGAAUUUGUUGUUUGUGUUUUA